Molecule: messenger RNA, 759 nt
Organism: Talaromyces rugulosus
Lineage: Eukaryota; Fungi; Ascomycota; Eurotiomycetes; Eurotiales; Trichocomaceae
Exons: 2
Coding region: 1-759 (252 amino acids)
Biological process (GO): carbohydrate metabolic process
Cellular component (GO): extracellular region
Molecular function (GO): chitinase activity
Source: RefSeq, a predicted model, not a curated record
AUGCCCUCAAAUUGCGAAGCACAAAAUAGCGAGGACAUCGUGACCUGCCAGGGUCUCGGAAAGACCAUUCUCCUCUCCACCGGAGGCUAUACUUACAGCGAAGGUGGAUUCAAUAGUACGAGUGAAGCGCUCCAAUUCGCAAAUCUCAUGUGGGAACUUUUCGGCCCGGUGUCCAACAACAGCUCUGCUCUUCGCCCCUUUGGUACUGCUGUUAUUGAUGGCUUCGAUUUUGAUUUCGAGAAUCUCGUCAUGAACAACAUGCCUACCUAUGCCAAUCAAUUACGAAGCUUAUACUCCACGGAUAAGUCGAAGACAUAUUACAUGACUGCUGCUCCUCAAUGCGCUUACCCAGAUACGGCUGACGACUCCAUGUUGGAUGGCGCUGUAUACUUCGAUGCCAUCUUCGUUCAGUUCUACAAUAACGCCUGUGGUCUGGUAUACUUUGAUCCAAGUUCUGCAACCCAGCGCUUCUUCAACUUUAACACUUGGGAUAACUGGGCCAAGAAUGUCUCUAAGAACCCAAAUGUUAAAGUCUACAUGGGAAUUGAGGGUAAUGUAGGAGCUGGCGCCGGCUAUGAAGGACUCUCCAUCGUCGAACCAGCUAUCACCUAUGUCUCCCAGUUUAGCUCCUUUGGCGGUGUUAUGAUGUGGGAUGCUAGCCAAGUCUGGUCCAACACUGGAUUCCUAUCCUCUGUAUACAAAACCUUACCUACCAGCACCAACAGCAGCACCACCCAUACCCUGCAAGAUGCGGACUAA